AUGGAGGCAAAAGCUGCUUGUGAGCGCAGUACCGAAAGGUCAUUUGAGACGCAAUGUGUAACGGAUGAUAUUGGCUGUGUUUAUCAGCCACAACAUGCGAGUACAAAGGAUGGCUCCCUCUUGACAGCGUUUCAUCUGCUUGGGAAGCUCAAGGCGGCUAUUAAUGAUGUGGUUUUUGCGCUAGAAAACACCGCAAGUGCGCUUUCAGUAGACGACUCCAUCAGCGUCAUGGAAGAGGGACUGCGGGCUCUGAAAACGAUUAAGGUUGAUCGGAGGAUUGAGUGUCGCCGGCAGUUGAACCUGAGCUCCACUCGUCUGGGAGGCGUUUCGCCGACAGGCCGUGAGGUUGACGACGGCGAUCAUGCCGAGAGUGAAGCUGCGCCGCUGUCAUGUCUGCAGCAGCUGUGUUCACCAAAGAGCAAAAAAGUAUCCCCGAAACGAAUGGGGAGUGAGUUGAUGCGACGCGACGAGGUUGAGGCGGCUCGGCAAGCCUCGGCUCUCCGCAGUGAGGAGCGGCAGCGCAAGGCGGAAGAGCGGCGACUGGAAAAGUUGCAGGAGAAGAAGUCAAAGCUGGUGGCUGCUGGGGAACGAAGCGUGCAGGCGAAGCAGCGGCGUACGCAGGCCGAUGAGCGGUUGAGAAAUGACACACUGGAGCGACAAGAGCACGGGGCCCGCCGCGUCGAGGAGGCGCGUGAGCAGACGAAGGAGCGUGCGAGAAGGGGCAAUUCACGUGUGGAGGAGGUGCGACUUAACUACGAGCUGCGACACCAAACGAAGGCUAUUUUGCUUGAUCGCAAAAUGUCGGAGGUAGAGCACAACCAGGAACAAAAGCGAGAGGAGCUUCAGCGGAUUGCGCAGGAGCGCAACGAGGCCAUGCAGGCCGUCGCCGAACGAAGGCAAAAUCUCAGCCAGGAGCGCAUUGAGCGGCAGCAGCAGCGUGAGCAGCAGCGACGGGAGAACUUCAGGCGUCUUGAGGAGCAGAAAAAGAUUGAAAAGGAUUUGAAGGAGCAACGAGCGGAAGAAUGGGAGAAGAGGGCGCAACAACGACAGAAGGAUGCGUGCGCCGAGGCAGAGGCGCGCAGUCGGAAAGCGGAGGAACGUAUUCAACAAAGUGUACAGUUAAGGGAGGAGAAGCGAGAGAUGCUGCGUCAGAAGCUUGCAAAACAGGAGCAAAAGAUAAGAGAGGCGCGCCAGCGCAAGGAGCGUGAAGCUGACGCCAGGCCCACCGUCCAGGAGCUCAUGCCAGUCAUUCCACCGCAGGAAGAGGAGCAAUUGGCUCAGAAAUUAGCAAAGGUGAUGGCGGUUACUGCGCGACAAGGGAAAAGUUAUAUGGAAACUUAUCAGAAGGAAAGUACCACCAGUGCAAAGGAUCUAAAUCGAAGUAAGUUAAGAUCGAUCAUUAGCCGGCUGGGCUCACACACAGCGCCUGCCUCACUGGUGCAGUGUCGUCAACCACUUCAUGAUCUACUGGGGAUGGCGGAGUUUGCUGACAUUGAUCAUGAAUACGUGCGCUACUUUAACGCCUAUGAGAGUUUUACGCGUGUGAUGAUGGAUGCUCGUCGGGCGAAUGAUGUGGUGACUUUUCGCCUGGCCUGUACUGUUCUACUGCGCUUUCUUACCGAUAGUAAAGAGGGCAAAAAACAUGUGUUGGUGUUUAUUCUAUCAGGAAACCUUGCUCCACUGUUAGUCUGCAUUCGUGAUGAGAUAAAAGGCCUAAAACGUCACAGUCACUCCAUUCCACUCAUGGCCUCACUUGAAAUACUACAACUCUGUUUCGAACGUAUUGCCAUAGAUGCUCAAACAAAUGUUAAACUUAUUACUGUUCGGGACCAGUUGUUGGCCGAUCUGGAUGCAGCAUGUAUUGGUAAGUACUGUGUUGCCGUUUCACGGGCAUGCACAGGGGAGGAGGAUUUAGAAGUUGUCUACAGUGCGACCCGACUCAUACAUUCCCAGGCCUGUAUCUUGAGUAAAAAAAAGGGUGAUUGCCCUACAGUAUGGUUUCGGCAAGUAUCAUGUGCCUUUUUUACUCUUCUUGAGAAUAUUCUGACCCCUGAUGGAUGCCCUUUGAGCAAGACGAGCCCGUUGCUCAGUGCCCGGCGCAUCGCAAUCGUUUUUAUUGUGUUUCGAGUCCUAAACUGCCUUGCACGUUGGCGACUGGAGAUUUUACAGGAAGUCUUACAUGACUCUCCUAUUGAAAACGCUAGCUCGAAUGUUUACGUAGACCCAAAAGCGAUGUCAGCCAAAACAACAAAUGUAAUUACACAAACAGAACUGUUUCACGUGCUUAGUGGCUUCUUCGCAUAUGUUGAGGCUCAUGCCGAUUUACUUGAGACUAUUGCAGGUGAGAACAUUACAGGGGAAGGUGUGCAUGGAACCUUUGAGAAUGCACUGAAGUUCGGCGUGACGUUGCAACAAAUCCCGCCAUUUCCAUCCCCACAGUCCUCAAACAGCCCCACGACGGGGUUACCACUCGCAUCGACCCGUCAAUCCUAUCACCUGCGGGCUGCACUCCACGAAUGCCUCCUCCUCAUUGGCUACCUCUGUAUACAGGACAAGCAGAUUCAAGGCAUGUUUGCCUGGGGAAAAGGCAAAUCAUUACUCUCUAGAAUUCUUUCGGCCUUACCGUUUCAGUAUUUUACUUCAGCAUGCCAUAUUCUCUACCCCACGUUACUGGCCAUUGUUGUGGACAUGGACGACAAUCUCACCCUGGCGAAGGGGGAGAUGGAUAUUAAACCAUUACUGAGUCUUGUCGAGGAGGAGUACCAAGCGCUUCCGAAGAAGGCCAAACUCUAUGCCCUCCAACGGCACGCGGAGCUGCAUCCAGUGACCACGGAAGGACAAGAUAAGGCCGUUCAGCCUCCGCGUUGGGUUGAUCUUCUUGGCGGCGACGACGAUGAUUUUUUUAUCCAGAAACACAUCACACCAGCACCCACACCCGCGCCAACGGCGCACCCUCUCUCCACACCUGAAAAAGAAAAGCUUUAUAGACAACUUAAAAACCAGGCGUUGACACCAUCGGGGUACUUCAGAAUUGAGCGACGUUUUCCUUUGGCUCUUUGGCCAUGCGCAAUUGAGCAACUAACGAGAGUCGUCAAUGAAACUAAUAAGAGCGAGUGUGGGAAAUCGAACUAA
This is a messenger RNA of Trypanosoma rangeli, 3132 nucleotides long. RefSeq lists its product as uncharacterized. The record is from RefSeq and is a predicted model, not a curated record. NCBI's taxonomy places the organism in Eukaryota, Euglenozoa, Kinetoplastea, Trypanosomatida, Trypanosomatidae. The transcript has a single exon. Bases 1 to 3132 code for a protein of 1043 amino acids.